This is a messenger RNA of Sphaeroforma arctica JP610, 6366 nucleotides long. RefSeq lists its product as hypothetical. The record is from RefSeq and is a predicted model, not a curated record. The transcript has 2 exons. Lineage: Eukaryota; Ichthyosporea; Ichthyophonida. The coding region runs from base 1 to 6330 and encodes 2109 amino acids.
AUGUCACAAGUCACCGGUGAACCCUACGAUAGUGAUGGCAAUACUACGGAUUUGUCUUUUGCCGAGAACGAUGCUCGUGCAUCUGAUGCCAAACACAAAUCUAAUUCCAAUGGAAUGACGCCGGUCGAUACCGAAAGGGAAUUGGAUCGAUUGCAGAGCGAUAACAAGGUACCUGAUGUAAAUUUUGGUAGUAAAGUUUUAGAGACGACAUCUAGUUCGCAUAGGGGCCAAUACACCCCCCUAGAAUCCAAGAAAAACCCGGCUGCUGUCACUACACACACCCAUUUCCCUUCGUAUGCGGAUGUAAACAAUGAUCUGAGUAUGAGUGGAUUCGACGAGGUCACGCUGAGUGAAAAUAGUUUGCUGGGAGUGGUUGACGUUGUACCAGGUGACCCGCUUAGUGGCUUCGAGCUAGGCACCUCCCCACAACCUUAUCACCUGAGGAAAUCGAUCAAUGUAGAUGACGGUAGCGAACAGCGUAUGAACGGUGGUCCCGAAACAUCUCACAAAUUAGCCCGUGCUAACAUGGAUACGGACGAAACUGACACAGAAGUGUCCCGAAAUGACAUUGACCACACUGGUGUUGAGCCCUUUAAAGUUGGCCCGAUAUACAGUGACAAUGACUCGAGUCAGGUGGCGGAGAGGGCUGAUGGUAUAGUACCAGAUAGAUUAGAUGUCAGUGAUAUAGCUAGUGAUCACGGUAUGGGCCUCGAUACGGUUGGGGUGAGUGAAUCGGAAAGCGAUGAAGAUGCAAUUGAAUCUAAAGAUAUUAUACACAACGGUACGAAUAGUGGUACAGAAGGUGCAGGAUUUAACCGGGUAGGUGUGAGUGAUUCGGAAUCAGACUCCGAAGCAAUCAGGGUUAACCGAGUCGUCGCAGAGAACCAGUCCGACAAUGUGGACGAAAAAGUAGCCGGUUUCAACAAAGCGGCACAUAGUAGUGCCGAGAGAGAAUCUGAUGAGCAAAUGAUAGGGUUCAAUAGGGUAGCACACAGUGACGUGGAUAAUGAUGCUGACGGGGAAAUGACAGGAUUCAAUCGCGUCGCUGUACAGAGCGAGUCCGAAGAUGAGAGUACAGGUGCCGGAUUUAAUAGGGUGGGACAUAGUGACUCUGAUAGUACCGAUACUGAAGAACUGUCGGGGUUCAACCGAGUCGCCACAGCGAGUGAUUCCGACACGGACAGGGAAGGUGCCGGGUUUGAAAGGGUCGCGCAUAGUGAUUCUGAAAGUGCCGAUGACGGCCAACAGUUUGGAUUUAAUCGUGUUGCAUUUGCCAGCGAUUCCGAAGGUGGGUCUGUAGUGGCUGGUUAUGAUAGGGGAACACACAGUGAUGCGGAAAGUGAUGAAGAAAAGGCAGGUUUCAAUCGCGUUGCUCCAGAAAGUGAGUCCGAAAGUGAGGGAGAAGUAGCUGGGUUCAAUAGGGCGGUACAUAGUGAUGCAGACAGCGAUAGUGAUCCACCUGCGGGAUUCAACAGAGUGGCGGCUAUGGGUGACUCAGAGAGCGAGGCAGAAACAUCUGGCUUCAAUAGAGUGGCACACAGCGACACAGAGAGCGGAGAUGAUAGUGCCGGGUUUAGACGAGUUGGUGUGAGUGAUUCCGAAAGCGAUGCGGAGAGUGAAGGAGAUGCGAAUGGCUUUAACAGAGUCGGACAUAGUGAUACAGAAAGCGAUAGUGAUCCGCCUGCGGGAUUCAACAGAGUGGCAGCUAUGAGUGAAUCAGAGAGCGAGGCAGAAAUGUCUGGCUUCAAUAGAGUGGCACACAGCGACACAGGCAGCGAUGAUGACAAUGAUGCCGGAUUUCGACGAGUUGGUGUGAGUGAUUCGGAAAGUGAUACGGAGAAUAACGUACAUGCUACCGGCGCUAGUAGCAUAGCACGUGGUGAUGCUGGUAACGGUGGUAAACUACCUGUGGGUGGGCGUAGUUUUGGCGUCGAGUCGGUGGCCUGCGGUGAUACAGAAGGACAAACUGGGUGCAACCUGGAUGGCCGCAGUGAUACGAGUAACGAUACAGAGCCAAUAGAGACGCAACGUGUGAUCAAGAUACCAUUGGACACGGCUGCCACCCAGGAUAACCUUGAGAAAAAAUCCCCGCGUCCGCCCAGUCGGCGGUUCUCCAGGGAGUCGAUGUCAGUCAGUGUGGAGGACGUGCUGAGCUACUACACCGGCAGUGGCAGUGGCAGUGGCAGUGACCGUAAUGAGGAGGAUGGUGUUGCAAUUGGUGCUCUGGGCGAGCCAGUCAGCAAUGAAGGGAUACCAACCAGUGCCAAGUCCCUUGCGGGUGCUGCGGCGGUUGCUGGUAUAGCUGUAUUGGGUGGUGCUGCUGUGUUGCCAUGUGCGGCUGUGGGGGCGUGUGACGUGACGGCGCUGUCCGGUGCACAAGACCCAGAAGUAGAGGUUGCGAGGGGAGUCGAGGAGGUAGAUGAGAUGGGGGACAAACCGUUCCAGCAGUCUCGGGAUAAGGGUGCAGAUAGUGUGCCGAGUAUUAAACCCCGAACCGGGGCGGGUGUGGUGGAGGGUGAUGAUAGGCCCGUAGGCAAGUCGCGGAGGGUACUGCCAGAUGCUGGGCGAACGAAGACAGCGAGUGAGAGCAGCACGGACGCAGAUGUGAGUAGUGCCACUGGGCGUAAGCCCAAGCCGCGCCAGCGAACGCCCAAUCGUACCGGUCCCACAGGCACACUAUCGGCCACGACCUCGAACACCGAUACAGAUACAACAGAAACGAACCGGACCGCCAACGGACAACCCCGGCAGACGACCAGGCCUGUACCAACCCAGGCCAGCGCUUCACAGUUACCACACGUGCCUCGACCCCGCCACUCUGUGGAUACCAAGUACAGGGCCGAUGGGCUGAGCUCAGGGGCAAACAGCAUGAGCAGUCUGGCGUCCAACACAAGUGUGAGUUCUAUCCUUAGAACGGGCGACAGCACGUGCGGGGUGGGCACGCCGCUGGACGAUGACCAGAAGAAGAAGGUGGCGUUCAGAUCAAUGAGUACCGGCAACGAUAUGACGGCUACAAUCGCUGCGCUACAUCCAAACAAGGCCGGUCGACCGCGGGGGCCAUCAGAUGGGUCUGUGCCUGUGUCGGUGCCUAUGCGGAGAAAUAGUUCGCAGAAUACAGCGGACGACACAGCAGCUGCAUCUGCCUCUGUGCCCCAACCAACCAAGGCCACCCGACCAGACAUAUCUCGCGGACCGGCAGCCAUGCCUGGUGGUGUGCCCGUACCCGUGAUGCGAGCGCAUAGGAGUGUAGACAGUGGACACUCUAUAACCCUGGACGAAUCGGCUCCGGCGGUGCUACCCCCGAAGCCAACGGUGGCCAAGCGACAAUCAUCACAGGGGUCUUUGCCUGUGGCAGCAAUGCAUAGCUCAAACGAUGACAUCGCCACCACACCCGCCAAAGUGGUGCCGAAGAAAAUCACCAGACCAUCGGUGACGGAGAGUUCUGCCGCCAACACUGCCAGCAACGGCGAUACUGCGGACGAGAGUGUGGCAGAUGCGUAUCCUCCGCGGGCUAAGAAAUCCAUUGGCCUAUCUGAUGGUGCCGUAGACCCGGUUGAGAAACCCGUCAUUCAAGAUCGUGUCAAAAAACCUGUCAAGACGCCAGUCAAAGAGCCCCUCUCGUACCGCUCUACUGAGCCUGCCAAGCAACAUCAAGUCGCUGUCACCGAAGCCAUAAAGGAGCCUGCGCCGAACGCUACUCAGGAAUCCUCAAACCUCUUUAACCCCCCCACAGCAGCGAGGGACGCCUCCACAGGUGUCCUCAGCACCCCACAACCGCCCGUUGUAGCACAAACAGGCGAGCACACAGCCGUGACUUCCUCGUCGCAGGAACACGUCCCCUCGCCUAUCGCACGCCCAGACACACACGCCUCGCGGGUCACCCAGCCUGUUCAUAGACGCGGCAGCAGGCCGGAGACCAUAAGCCGAUCGGAAGAGGCUAGUAGUAGGGAAGUCAUGGAGGACAGUAUCGGAAAGGGGUUACCCUCAAAGGUGCCACGGCCUAUGAGAGCGUCCACUUCAGCUGGGACGUCGAGUCUGAGGAACGUUGAAGCGCAUAUUGAAGCGCCUGAGAAGACUCCAUGUCCUACCGUUUCUGAUUCGCCUGUGGGUAGGGGUAGUGGUAUGGCUGAUGGGGUCGGGAAGGAUACGAGCGGUGCUGUGGUAACGAAGCCGACUGUAGCACGGCGACAGGACAAGAAGGACCCGACCGCACAGAAGUUUACGAAACGCCGGCAGAGAAAGGGGCAAAAUGUCAACCGCAAGAAAAGUGUUCUGGUCGACGAUGAUGUGGGCUUUGACCUGACCAAAGAAAUAGCCUAUCAAAAUGAUGCAGACGAUGGAGGUACAUACAGAACGCGCACCACCAACCCAUUUGACUCACCAGCUAUGCACCAGAACCCAGAUCUGAUUCCUGAAGCAUCGUGUGACAUCCUCUACAGGCCUCCCAAUACAGACAUCAACACCGACACCAACACUAACACCCACACCAAUACCAAUACCAACAGCAGCACUAAUCAAAGUAAUGCACAGAAACCCAAACCGAAGGUGCGCUCGAACCCCUUUGAAGAGUCUCCGGCGGUGGGUAUGGAUCAUGGCUUGAUUCAGGACAAACAUGGCUACUCAGAUUCUACAGCGGGUGCCACUACAGUCCUGCAGGCGAUGCGAGCCGCGCCUGGGAACUACCAGCGGCUAGAAGAUUCUCGCCCGAGUCAUCCUACUAAUAACAACAACUACAACAGCAACUACAACGACAACUACAACAACAACAACUUUAACGGUCCAUUGUCGAGCAAUUCCAUGAACUCCAUGAACUCAAUAAACUCCAUGAACACGAUGACGUCGCAACCAGCCCGGCCAAACAACGGGUCUGGGCUGGCGUCUGGGUAUAUUGCGGGCGGGGCAACGGGAGUCAGGAACCUGCCAAACGUAGAGAUCCCAUCUGGCUACGGCAAUGUGGGUGGGAAGGGGUAUAACACGGUCAUGAGCCCAGGAAGUGUGGGGGAUAGAAGGUCUCGCGACCAGUUUAAUGCCGAUCCCAGUCCGAGGGGCCAGAACGUGUAUGAGAGCCCACGGGGCGUAGCUAGGAACAUCACCCCACGCGACGCGUAUGGUGCACCCUCCAGCCAAUCGCCGCUCAAUGACUAUGGCCGCGCUAUGGGUAGGCAGCAAUCGUAUGGGAAUGUCGAGGCUACUGCCAAUGCCAAACCCCAGCGCGCUAUGGGUAGGCAGCAAUCGUACGGGAAUGUCGAAGCGACUGCCAGUGCCAAACCUCACCCUGUGCCCAGGAAUAAAGCCGAGUACAACAGUGAUCUUAACGAUAAUCUGUCUGCGGGCGGGGUUGCGGGGAGUGUUUUCUCGCCAUCGCCGCUAAGUAGUGAGGAGGAUAUACUAGACUACCAAUCGGUGGCCAAUGGCAAGAAGCAUUCGGCCACCUUGAAACGAGUCCUAUCGCAUCACAGCAGCGGCGGUCUGGCGCGGCAGGCGUCGCAACUGGGUGUGGGGUACGACACCGUGCGCCAGGGAACCACCACAGCGCUAAGCAGCGGGAAUAGUGGGCCUAUGAGUGGGCCUAUGAGUGGGCGGAAGGUGAUGAGUCGUAGUCAGGACCAGCUCAAUGUGCCGGGCUCACGCACACCACGAGGUAUGGAGCGGGAACAGACCCACAUGGUGAGAAGCGGCAGUCAGGGGCGUUUAGAGCACCGGCACGCUCCAGCUGUGAGAAGGGGAAGUCGUGGGAAUGCCGAGGCAACUGCACCGCAGUAUAUGAUGAGGUCGACGGAUAGUUUGGCGAAGGAUACGGAUGUGCGCAAGAGCUUCCAUAGCUUCUAUGACCGGCCCGGUUCAAGCCACUUUGCACCUCAUGAGACGCAGGAUAUAAGGUCGCCGGCUCAAAGUCGUCAAAGGAAGCAGAACCCUCAACGCAAAAACACGGACUAUGCCAACGGCGACCCAUACGGCGUGCAGAGCUAUUUGACCCAGAGCAUGAACAACAACAACAACAAUCAACGUAACGCUAGUAAUACUCAAUACGGUGAGGAUAUCGGCAACCAGUACAAUACACAGAACGGCCGGGUACAAGGACAAGGACAGCACCGCCAUCCGCAGCAGAAUCAGUAUCAGAAUCCCAGCGGUCAGCCGAUGCGAGGCCAGACAGCCGCUCCCAUGCAGAGGUCUAUGGAUCUGGACACGGCAACGUUUAAUAGCGGGAAGAAGGGGAAGAAGGCGUCUCGGCGGUCCCUGAAGUCCAGGUCAAUGUAUAGUGUGAAGUCUAUGGACGACGUCGGUGGCGACUACCGGUCGGAGAAGGACAAGAAGUGUGUCAUCUCUUAGUAUUGGGGAGAUAGGGCUGAGGCGAUAAAUAAACGG